Messenger RNA from Ipomoea nil (Japanese morning glory), 2436 nucleotides. RefSeq lists its product as uncharacterized. NCBI's taxonomy places the organism in Eukaryota, Viridiplantae, Streptophyta, Magnoliopsida, Solanales, Convolvulaceae. Bases 1 to 2436 code for a protein of 811 amino acids. The transcript is spliced from 3 exons. The record is from RefSeq and is a predicted model, not a curated record.
AUGGCAGUCCAACCUAAUCCAAUGACGGCGUGGCCUUCGAUCGGAGAACGAACCACACCGGGAAAUUACACUACGGCAGAUCCAACAGCAAAUCAAGCUACUGGAAAUCCAAAUCCGAUCCCUUCGUCUUCCACAACUAAUGCCAGAGAGGUAACAUUUGAUCCUCAGGCUCACUCAAAUCCUUACUUCUUGCACAUGAAUGAAAAUCCGGCACUGGAAUUAGUCUCAUUCCAGUUAGAUGGCUCAAACUACCACCCUUGGGCUAGAGCCAUGACUAUGGCCUUAUCCUGUAAAAACAAGGUGGCCUUCAUCAAUGGAACCAUUACAAAACCUAGCAUGGAUAAUGUAGAAAAGUACCUUGCCUGGGAAAGAUGUAACAAUAUUGUUGGAUCCUGGAUUGUGCGAACCCUAGCUCCAACAAUUGCACACAGCGUAUUGUGGAUUGAUACAGCUUGUGGCAUCUGGAAUGACCUCAAGAGGAGGUUUAGUAAGCAGUAUCUCUUUCGCAUUGCAGAGAUCAAUUGUGAAAUUUACCAAACUAAGCAGAGAGACAGUUCACUAAAUGAGUAUUUCACUAGGCAAAAGUUGUUGUGGGAUGAAUUGAGUAUUCUUAGGCCCUUGAUGAGUUGUGCCUGCAAUGUUAAAUGUGAAUGUGGCAAAAAGAUUGAUGAAUUGAAUGAAUACUCUGGAAAAGAUAAGCUAUCCAUCUUCUUGAUUGGAUUGCAUGAGAAAUACACAGGAGCUAGGAACCAAAUUAUGCUUAUGAGGCCUUUGCCAGAUGUUAAUGAAGCCUAUUCAAUGAUUGCUCAACAAGAAAGACAGUUUCAAAUGGCUGAUAUUGGCUUUGGAAGCCAACUACACCAAACUGGGGAAAGUAACACCACAGGCAGUGUGUUUAUGGCUAGAACAGAUGGAAACUCUCAGGCAGGGUUCAAGAAGUUUUCAACAACGAAUAAAAGACCUGUGUGCACACAUUGUGGUUACACAGGGCAUACAGAAGACAAAUGCUAUAAGAAGCAUGGGUAUCCCCCAGGCUGGAGACCUAAAUCCAAGAAUCAAGGCUAUGCAAGUGCAAAUCAGACACAAGGAUCAUCAACACACCAGCAGACUAACAGUAGUGGGGUGUCAUUCACUCAUGAUGAUUUUGCAAGGUUUCUUGAGUUCAUGCAGUCCAAGAAACCAACUAGUGAGAGCUUGAAUUCACCUUUUGAUCAACCCCCAAAGGCUCUAGUCAACACUUUAUCCACUGGUUUCCAGAAUGAAGGUAUGCCUCCCUCACUCAACUCUGUUAAAAUCAACAAGAAUGACUGGAUUGUGGAUAGUGGUGCUACCCACCACAUUAUUUGUGAUUUGGAAAUGUUAAGAGAUCAAAAGGAAGUCCAUAAUUUACAUGUUGAUUUGCCAAAUGGCCAACAAGCUGCUAUCAGCUUUACUGGAUUAGUUCAUCUGUCUGCUGAGCUUGUUUUGCAUAAUGUGCUUUAUGUUGCUGGUUUCCAUUAUAAUCUGAUUUCAGUAGGAGCUCUUGCUAAGAACACCAAAUGUGUCAUAGAAAUGCAGUCUGAUAAGUGUGUUAUACAGGAUGCUAUCCAAGGAAGAAGGGCAUUGUGCACCAAACAUCAUGCACUUACUCCUCAACAAAACAGUAGAGUUGAGAGAAAGCAUGGCCAUUUAUUGUCAACUGCCAGGGCUCUUAGGUUUCAGGCCAGUCUUCCAGAGAAGUUUUGGGGGGAAUCCUAUGCUACUGUGCUAGGACCUAAGUCUAAAUUGGAUGCAAGGGCUAGGAAGUGCAUCUUCCUUGGCUAUGCUAAUGGUGUGAAGGGCUACAAGGUGUAUGAUCUCAAAUCCAAAGAAAUGUCUGUAUCAAGAGAUGUGAUUUUCUGUGAGGACAUUUUCCCUUUCCAGCAGAUUGAUAAUGCAGAGAAUGGAACCCCUAAGAUCAUACUUCCUACUGAUGGAACUAUUCCCAUUGAGUUUCCAGAAAUUCCCCAGGGACAAGCCACUGAAUGUAGAAUCCAGACAAGUUCUAAUUCUGGAUGUGAUUCCCCUGAUGAGCAGAAUGAGCAGACUCAUUCAUGGAGUGGGACAAAUGAGCAGAUGUUUGAUGAUGAUCAGGUGUCAAAUGAGCAGGUGUCUAAUGAUGUGGCUCAUAUCCCACCCUCUGAGAUUCCCCAACAAGUUCAUAGAAGAUCAACCAGGCAGAAACAACCUCCACAUUACUUACAAGACUAUGUAUGUCAGAGUGCAUCUGUAAAGACAUCUCCCCAUGACAUGUGCAAAGUCCUCAGUUAUGACAGACUGUCACCACAUUUUCAAUCCUUUGUUAUGAACAUUUCUUGCCAAGUUGAGCCAAAGAAUUAUCAAGAGGCAGCAAAGUAUGAAUGCUGGACAAAAGCCAUGAAAGAAGAGAGCAGUGCACUGGAAAAGAACAACACCUAG